This is a messenger RNA of Spea bombifrons (plains spadefoot toad), 1044 nucleotides long. RefSeq names its product calcium-binding protein 2-like. The record is from RefSeq and is a predicted model, not a curated record. Lineage: Eukaryota; Metazoa; Chordata; Amphibia; Anura; Pelobatidae. The coding region runs from base 144 to 905 and encodes 253 amino acids. Gene Ontology annotation, molecular function: calcium ion binding. The transcript has 6 exons.
CCCCAUUGUAAUCUCUUUAAACUCAUUACCAAGGCUCAGAACAAGUUGAUGUUAUUAGAUUUCUGUUAAUCCUAGGUUGUCUCUAAAGCCUUCUACAGCACUCUCUUUGUAGGGAACAGACAGAGACUAUCUGUGUUUGUCCUAUGUCUCACAAAGCAGGAACUGAUGCAGCGAGGACCCCAGAAAAAGAUGGGGGAAAGAGUCACCCUGUUACAAGAAACAAAGAAGGAGAAGAUUCUGGAAAGAAAGGAGCAGCAGGGCGACAUGACGACUGCAGGAAAGGUCAGACUGGGGGAAAUCAUGACAGGAAGAGCCCUCAUGGUGGUCAUCAUGAGGGCCACCAUGCUAAUGGCAGGGGACAUCACAAAGGGAAACGGGUGAGUGACACCCAGAGCAUUACAACAAAGACUUAUUCACCAUUCUUGAAUGCACUCUUCAGCAAGGAAAGAGACUUGGCGCCAGAGGAGAUGGAUGAACUUCAUGCUGCCUUCUUGGAAUUUGAUGUGGAUCAGGAUGGAUACAUUGGAUACAAGGAGUUGGGUGAAUGCAUGAGGACUAUGGGAUAUAUGCCAACUGAGAUGGAACUCAUAGAAAUCUCCCAGCACAUCAAGAUGAGGAUGGGUGGCCGCGUAGACUUUGAGGAUUUUGUGGAACUAAUUGGUCCAAAGAUGCUAGCAGAAACAGAAAAUAUGGUAGGAGUGAGAGAACUCAAGAUUGCUUUCAGAGAGUUUGAUGUGAAUGGGGAUGGACAUAUAAGUGGUUUAGAACUAAGUGAUGCUGCUCAGAGUUUUUUGGGAGAACCUCUCAAUCCAACUGAAGUGCAGGAAAUAAUUCACGAUGUCGAUCUGAAUGGAGAUGGGAGAGUCGACUUUGAUGAGUUUGUCAUGAUGUUGUCAUCCAGAUAACAUUUGCAGACAAGGUUAUACCACAGCAUGAAUGGACAUCCGUGAAAGGGCCCUGCUACGCAACUGUGUUCAAAUGGGAUCACUGGUUUUAACUUUUUUGUAAUUAUGGUAACAUUAAACAGUUACAAGCCAUGUAAAA